Micropterus salmoides (largemouth bass) is the source of this 1648-nucleotide messenger RNA. RefSeq names its product cilia- and flagella-associated protein 46-like. Gene Ontology annotation, biological process: cilium movement involved in cell motility; axoneme assembly. Bases 74 to 1648 code for a protein of 524 amino acids. NCBI's taxonomy places the organism in Eukaryota, Metazoa, Chordata, Actinopteri, Centrarchiformes, Centrarchidae. The record is from RefSeq and is a predicted model, not a curated record. The transcript is spliced from 13 exons.
GAUCCAGCCUCUGUGUGGACCAUACAGCAUCGCUCUGCCAGGAGACAAGAGUAAAAGCAAAGCUGAAAAGGGAAUGGAGAAGGCUGCCAGUGUCCUUGGUUUUUUUUUAGAACCUGCUGCCCUGCAGGAUGUCCGCAAGGCAUUAGAGUUGUGUGACUAUGCCCUUUACAUAUCCAACUGCAACAUCCCAGGGGAGACUGUACCUAUCGCAGCAAGGAAGCAGGUGGUGGCCACAUGGGUGCAGAUCAAGAGGCUCUUGCAACAGCAGAUUGGCCCAAAGAUGGAUAUUAAAGAUGAGUGUGAGAAUGAGGACGUGUCAGCGAUGACGCGUGUGCUGGUUGGAGUGGAGAUGCUCCAGUGCAAUAGGAACCCGAGGCAUAUGGAGUUCUCCGUUCCCAGUCUCUCCACACUGGUGAGCAUGGCGUCUGAAUGCAGCUGGACUGACGCCGUGGUGGAGUUGCAGGUGUGGUGCCAGCUGGCUGCCUUCUGCCACUAUUCCAAGGACCACAGCUUGGUGUUGUGCUGCACCAAGAAUGCUCUGCAGCUGGAAGAAGCAGCAGCAAAGAACCUCAAAACCAUGCCUUGUGUUUUGUAUGGCCUGACUGCAGUGAAUGAGAUGCUGAGCACUGCGGCUUGUUUGAGGGGUUUGAGUUUAAUCCAUGAGUCCAAUGGAGAUCUCCACAGUUACAGAGAGGCUAUGAAGGUGCUCCUGUCCAGUGUCAGCUAUGCUGAGGCUGAGAAUCCAGCAUUGUGUGUCGCAGCUGCCAGGCAUUACUGGAAUGCUUGUCUACCCCUGACACAAACUCCUGAGGAAAGAUGGCAGCUCAAGGAGCCCCUGGAGAAGAUCCUGGUUGCUCUGGUUCAUACCAACUUGAAACAUGCAAAUGCUCUGGAUGUGGAAGGGGAUUUACAGAAAAGAGUGCUGGAUCAGAUACAUAGAAAGAAGCAGGGCAAAAUGAAAGGCUUGCUGACCUUGACAGCACUGCCUCUUGGGAGUUCUAAACAUGAAGCAACAGGUGAAGAGGACCUAACCCUGAGAGCAGCCAUUUACAGUUUGUUGCUCCACAUCCACAUUGAUAAGACAGACUGGAAAAGUGCUCUGCAGCUGCUGGACCAAGCUAUUAGAGAAAUGCCUCGCACCAGACACCGGAUACCUCUGCUGAAACACAGAAUACUGGUUAAAGCACGGCUGGAUGAAAAUGUACUGAUGGACAUGCAGAAGUUACAAGACGAAGGAGAGCAGUGCCAUUCAUUCAUGUGGCACCAGGUGGCUCUGUGUGCUGGCAAGAUAACCCAACAGCUCAUCUGCUACCAGAAAUCCAUCACCUCUCUGUUGCAGAGUGUAGAGACUCAUUGGCAGAAAGUCAGCCUUCUGCUAGAGUUUGGAGAGUGGCUAUACUCUCACAACUUCCCCAAAGCUGAUGCCGAACACCAGGUUCAGUGGGCCAUAGACAUCCUUCUACACUUGGAAACUGAACAGACUGGAGGAGAAGAGGAGGAGUCCAAAAAGAUGGAUUUGAGUUCUGUGGAAUGCGAGUCCCAGGUAGGACGUUCAGCCAAGAGGCAGAACGCAACACGGACACAGACUGAAGAAACAGACAACCAUUUCUACAGGAGCAAAGGAGCAGGACGGGAGCACAACAGGUGA